CUGCUUGUAAACAGAAGCUCACACGUGACGCCGAGGGAGCCGAGCAGCCGCGCGAGGCGAACGAGCGAGCGAGCUGCAUUGUCUGCGAGACGGACAAAAGAGCGAACGCGAGUGAGCGCGAGCAUCUUAGAAGGCAGGCAGGAGGAGGAGGUGGUGGUGGUGGAGGGGGGGGGACAGGUGUCAUGACAACCGACGUUAUCUGCCUCGAUAUAAAGCCGAGUUCUUCCCGCCGCUCGCAGCGCAGUGUCCGAACGCGUCCGGCCGCCGGAAACUUCUUCAUGUCUGGACCCCGAACUCGGACCGUUCGGAGGGUCGACGACGGCAGCUGCGUUUUCCGAAGCUCGCACGCAGCUGGCAGCGGGUAAACAAAGCUGGGGGGACAGCCUUUGUUUCACCUCCUUAACUCGGCUUCAGCUGCGCUUAAAGAAGCUCACUUUUUUAUUUUUAUUUUAUUUUUAAUCGUAAGCUCGCAUCGACCGUUAGCUACCUCUAGCUAGCUGUAGCCGUUAGCCGUUAGGUUUUUUUUUUUUUUUUAAACGUUAAUCUUGUUUUUUUUUUUUUUUUUUUUUUUUGGGUUGUUUUUUUUUUUUUUACUUGGCUGGAUGAGAUGUCAUUCACGAUGGAGGAUAACUUGGAGUCCGGGUGGGUGUCCGUCCGACCCAGAGUGUUUGAGGAGAAAGAGAGGCACAAAUUCGACUUCAUCGUGGCCUGGAACGACGUCGAGGGAAAGUUCGCCAUAACCUGCCACAACAGAACCGUGCAGAAGCGGGCCACGUUUCCGGACGGCCACCCCGCCGAUGUGCUUCCUGUCCCCGGUGCCUCCGUGGCAGAAACACGCACAAAAAGUCCUGUCACGACGAGGAAAGAUGAAGCCGAUAUCGAGAUCCUGGACCCCGUGGACGUCCCGCUCUCUCCGGAUGAUGCACACCUGGCUGAGGGUGACAGCGGCGGCCAUGAGGACUUCAGCUGGGCCGGGCUGUUAUCCUUCCAGGACCUGAGGGCAGCCCACCUCCAGCUGUGCGCCAUCAACUCGGACCUGGAGCCGUGUUUACCCUCCUUCCCCGAGGAUCAGUCCGGGGUGUGGACGCUGUGGCUUUUCGGUGCCCCCGGGCUGUCGCAGAUGGAGACGGACGCCCUGUGCUACCAGCUGAAGGUGUACCUGGGUCACGCCCUGGACACCUGCGGAUGGAAGAUCCUCUCGCAGGUGCUUUUCUCCGAGAGGGACGACAUGGAGGAGUACUACGAGAGCCUGAGCGAGCUGAGGCAGAAGGGCUAUGAAGAUGCUCUGGAGAGGGCUAAAAGAUGUAUGCAGGAGGUGUUGGACAAACACAAAGCCAUGGACAGCAUGGUGGAGCUGCUGCAGGUGUACCCCGAGGAGGACGAGGCGUACGGAGAACUGCUGGAGGCAACGACUCAGCUCUACCACUACCUGCUUCAGCCUUUCAGGGACAUGAGGGAACUGGCAAUGUUGCGCAGACAGCAGAUUAAGGUCUCUCUAGAGACGGAGCGCCUCGGUCCUCGCCGUGUGGAGAGCCUGAGGAAAGAGGAUGAGGAGUGGCAGAAGAAGGCUCACGCCGCUGUGCUCACCAUACAGGACCUGACUGUCAAAUUCUUUGAAACCACGACUCGAGCACAGAAAGCUUUGUAUGAGCGGAUGCGUGCCGACCAGAAGAAGUUUGGCAAGUCGGCGUGGGCUGCAGCCGUCGAACGCAUGGAGCGGCUGCAGUACGCCGUUUCCAAAGAAACACUGCAGCUGAUGAGGGCCAAAGAAAUCUGCCUGGAACAGAAGAAACAUGGCUUGAAGGAAGAGAUGCGGAGUCUGCAAAGUGGAGAGGAUGCAAUGCUGCGUCUGGACCAGCUGGAGGCGCUGUACUACGAGUUGCAGCUGCAGCUGUAUGAUAUCCAGGCAGAGGUGCUGCGCUGUGAAGAGCUGCUGCUCACUGCUCAGCUGCAGAGUCUACGGAGGCAGAUGACGGAGCGUCAGGAUGAGGUGGUGUACUACGACGCCUUCGAGAGCCCCGACGCCAUGAAGGGCGAACAAGAUCUCGCAACCCCGCCGUCCCCCCUCAGAAAUGAAGAACUCGCUGUCUUACAGCAGAGGACGCGGCAGCUCGAGGCUCGCCGGGGCCGCAUCACUGCCAAGAAAGUCUACCUCAAAAACAAGAAGGAAAUCUGUAUCGUCAACCACAACCAGAAGAUACAACAGCGACAAGGUAGCCAUGGUGACGGCAGUUCCCUGCAAACACUGCUGCAGGGAGAAGCUGAGGAAGAUGAAGGCAAGAGAAACGCCAGAGUGAGUCAGGAGAGGCAGAGGACUCUGGACCGACUUCGCAGCCUCAAACAGCGCUACCCGGGCCAGGUGACUCUGAAGUCCAGCCGGCUGCGUCUGAAUCAGCCUCACAGCCGGCGGAGAGCGGGACAGCAGCCCAGCACUCAGGCGGUCAGCGUUCAGACCGACUGCUCCGAUCUCCCAGAACUCUCUGCUCCGCCCGACGCCUGCGGCUGCGACAGCGUCUCUUUGCCAACGGUUCCACUCCAAAGUCUCGACUCUUCACCUCCCUUCCUCUCGCUGCCUCCCCUCUCGGCCUCCCCGUCUAUUCUUUCACUCGGUCCCCCUCCACCUCCCCCGCCUCCUCCUCCACUUCCUCCCUCGGAGGACCAGCAGCAGGGCGAGGGGACGGAGACGGGCAGCCCACUGCGGCACGUUACCUGCGAGUCUAAACCUUCCUCGCUGCCCUCGGCUCGGUUCUCCCCUCGAGUAUUUGAUAGCAGCCAGCUGCUGACGGCGAGGACGAAGCUGAGGAAGACGGCCUCGCUGGACUCGGGGAGGAAAGCGAGCACCCCCAUGGACGAGGUCCUGGCCACUCUCAAGCGGGGCAGUUUCCACCUGAGGAAGGCCGAGCUGCGGGUUCUGGCCCCCGACCCGGACGACGAGAGCGACAACAUCCUGGCUCAGAUCCGGCAAGGCAUCCGGCUGAAGAAGGUACGGACCCAACCGGAGAAGCAGCGUCAGGCCAAGAGCUUCCCCCACGCGGCCGACGCUCUGACCCGCAGCAUCCACGAGGCCCUGAGGAGGAUCAAAGAGGCGUCGCCGGAGUCCGAGUCCGAGGACGAAGGCCUUCCGUGCACUGACUGGGAAAACUAGCUCCUGGCUUUUAUUGGAAUAACUUUUUUUUUUUUUUUUUUAACUUUUAUCUUUUCUGGAUACGUGGAGCCAAAACGAAGAGAAAGCGGUGGCUCGAGUUACGAGGACGAGCCAGGAUUAAAUCACCCGGAGACACCUCGGUGCAAUCCGAACAAAAAAACCCUCGAUUGUUUUUAUACAUCAAGAAAAAACUGAUCAGAAGUAUUUUUGUUUUUCAUACUUCUGUACGUUUGUAAAGACGGACCAUUAAAACUUCCUUUUUUUUUUUUUUUUUUGAAUGUUGUUGCUGUGGCAUUGUUGGCGAGGAAUACAACCUCUAACCUCUCUAUGUCAGAGUCGUACUGUAGCUUUGCUGUGAUGGGUUUGUUUCUCUCUCUCACUUACGACACAGUAAGACUCUCCACUGAAUACGUGUGCUGUACACUUUUACAUUCGAGUAUGUGACAACCAUUUGUACUGUAUAUUGUAGAACGUGUGUGCAGAGUAGGACUGUUGACCUCUUCAUAAGCCCCCCCCCUUUUUAUUUUUGCGCCAACAGGUGAGCGAUCCUCGGUCAACUUCCUCGCUAGUUCAGCACGUAGCAUAUCUAAGUACAGGAACGGAGGAGGUUGACCGAGGGUUGCUCGACUGUGAUUGGAGCACAGAGCAAAAAAAAAAAGGAGGGCGGGGCUUAAGGAGGGUCAGUUCUGACUUCAGUUACUGUUACUUUAAAUGUGUUAAUGGUGUUUAUUUGUGUAUUUAACAAAUCAACCAGCCUGUUUUAUACAAAUAGAGUAAAAUAUGAUACAACGACAUCAAACUAAACUUCACUCUCCAUCAUAGUUCAGAGGUUUUCUGUUGUUGUUGUUGUUGUUGUUGUUGUUAACGGUAGGUUAGUUAUUGUAGCUCUGAUUCGACCUUCGUAACAACGCGGUCGGCAGCACUUUAAAAACCCUUCGCACCCCAAAACAAAGUCACAACUCAACGAUACACACAUUCUUACUCUCAGUGUGACGUAAUAAUCUCCAAUAUCCACCGAGAUUCAACGUCUAUAAAUACACUUCAUAGAACAAGUGUCUCCUUAUAACCCCAGAUCAAUACGUUUAUGGAUACACUGCAAACAGGAAGUGCUGAUUAGUUCAUUCAGAAUACUUUUAAUGGUGCCAAUCUGCUCCAUAACAUUAAACUCCCUGUUUACACCACCCACAGCAUUAUGGGAACUGUCUUUAAGAAGCUCCUAUAAACUCACAUAUUCUGUAUUUACUUAUUUUUACAGUUAUUAUUAAAACAGAACUUUCUUAUUUCCAAAGAAACAAACACUGGAAAUAUUAAACACAAACGGCUUUCUGAUCGUUCAUAAACAAACGUUUGUUUACUUUUGGAUCCUCGGCCUACAGAUUGUUUAUAGAAAGUGUUUUUAAAAGAUUAUUUAACAAUUCAAGAUGGUUUUUUUUUGUGUCUAAACCAAAUUUUAUUUAUAAAAUCAACCAAUAAAAUAAAAAAUAAACCAUCUGUAGGUCGGACUUUAUCUGUGCAUCCGCUUUCGUUUGGACCGGGUCAGUAUUUUGACAAAUUAAAUUAUAUAUAUAUAAUAAAUAUAUAUAUAUAUACGAUGAUUUUAUAUUUCAGCACCAAUUUAAAUAUAAAUUACUUGAAUCUAGUUUUGGUUGUUUUCUGUGAUCGGCUGAUUGUGUCGUCACUCUUCUUAGAUGGAAAAUUAGACGUAGAUGGAUAGAUUAAUAUAAUAUAUUGAUUAAUGUGCGGAGAAGAUUGAUUAAAUUAUGACUUCUGUCCUGAUAUAUUACCGUUAAUUUACUCUAAAAGACUCAGAAAGGAACAAAUAUUUACUUUAAGGAGCUUCACUCUUUAAAAUAUUAUAAUUAGAGCUGGAAGAAUUCAGCAGGAAAUGAAUCUGCAUUUAUUUUAAUAAUCGAUCAAUAGUUUAAGUCUUUUUUUUUAUCCAGUGUGAUAAUCUCUGUUUCCUGUCGUUCCAAACUGAUCAUCUCUCCGUUUUUGGGGCGUUUUAAGAAACAGAUUUGAACUAUUUUAAAGACUAAACGAUGAAUUGAUCACUUAAAGAAAAACCUGCAGAUGAAUUGAUGAAGAUAAAAUGUUUAAUGAGGCGUUUAAGGACAGAGGAAAUAUUUAAAUGCUUUAAACUCAGUUCAGAUGAAGUCUGAUGUUUUAUCGCCCUCUGCUGGUAACUGACGACAUUUGUGACUUUUAUUUUGUUGUUUUUAAGUCAUUUUAUUUUUUCCACUGCCUUGUUGGUUUUUGUUUGUUUUCCAACUUAUUUACUUCCUGAAGUUGUUGUUGUUGUUUGAGCUUGGUAUGUGUGUUUGUGUGUGUGCGCCUUUUUAUACCAGUCUCUCUUUAUUAUGUGUUAACUGUGUCAAACCUCUUAAACUGAAAAAAGAAAACCAACUAAACUCUCACUUCCUGUUUUGUAAGUCAACUUUUAAAGAAAUUGUUUGACUUUUUUUUUUGGAGAUUUAUUCGCUUUCUUUGUCGAGAGUUCGAGGAGAACAUCGAUGCCACUUUAACGUCUGUACGGUUUAAUACGGAGCCACAGCCAGCAGAUGGUUAGCUUAGCUUAGCAUAAAGACUGGAAGCGGAGGGGAACUGUUAGCCUGGCUUUGUCCAAAGUGAAGAAAUCCACAGUUCGACUAACGUUCAUUUACUAAAACAACCAGUGAAUAUCGGACUUAAAUUAACAGACGACACCAGAAACUCUUUUCAAAAGUAAUAUUACUUAUUACUAUCUGCCAACAGUAAUUAGUUACUUACUUUUCUGGGUAAUUUUUGUCCUUUCUCCCCAAAAUUCAGACUUUUUUCCCGACGAUUAAAAUCAAAAUAAUGGGAAUAUUUCCAUCCAACGAACUAGUUUUUUUCUCCACGUUUACAAAAAAAUGAAUCCAAGGCUGUGAUUGGAUAUGUGAUAGUAACUAGUUACACUACUAGUUACAGGAGGAGGUUACAAGAUUACUGUAAUAUCGUGGAUAUGGGUCACAUUUAAACAAAUAAAUCAAUAAUUAAGUGUUAAUGCUCGCAGUGUGAACGUUGCCACAGCGAGUCUGGUUGUUGCACUGAUUUUAAACAAUAGUGUUAAUUAUUGAUCUUUAAAUGAGGCAGCAGGUGGGUUUUAUUACCUGUUGGACAGAACCAGGUGAGCUCCUCGUUUCCAGUCUUUAAGUUAAGCGAACCGGCUGCAGCAGCCACACGAGAGCGACGUAAAUCAGCUUCUAAGUCCCCUUUUUCACCAUCGAUACCAUCGUGCUUUUAUUUUUUAAACCUUUCCAACAAGGUGAGCUUGACCUUUUAACCUUUCUGACCUUAUGCAUGUGACUGGUUAUGUUUUGUUUUAUUUUUCAAGGACGAACCCAUCACAACGUAAGUGCAAUAAAUUGAGAUGAAAAAGUCAUUUUUAUGGAUUUUACUGUAAUGAAAAUGUAAAUCACGACAAACUAAAAUAUAUCCGCAUGCCUAAAUGUAUUGAAGUAUUUAUUGAAACUUCAUAUUUUAAAAUGAUUUUUAAAAAAAGCGUACAAAUGUAAAUGUACUUUAUAAGAAGUUUUUGUUGCUUUUAUUGUUUUCCUAUCAUUGACAUUCCUCUUCUGCUUUCUAUAUCUCCGAUUACGGUAUAUCUCUAUUUUUUUUUCUCCUUUCAAAAUAAAAUUAAGCACCAAAA
Molecule: messenger RNA, 6812 nt
Organism: Dicentrarchus labrax (European seabass)
Lineage: Eukaryota; Metazoa; Chordata; Actinopteri; Moronidae
Gene: jmy
Product: junction mediating and regulatory protein, p53 cofactor
Exons: 11
Coding region: 608-3145 (845 amino acids)
Biological process (GO): 'de novo' actin filament nucleation; intrinsic apoptotic signaling pathway by p53 class mediator; positive regulation of apoptotic process
Cellular component (GO): cytoplasm; nucleus
Molecular function (GO): transcription coactivator activity; Arp2/3 complex binding; actin binding
Source: RefSeq, a predicted model, not a curated record